Molecule: messenger RNA, 2192 nt
Organism: Thrips palmi
Lineage: Eukaryota; Metazoa; Arthropoda; Insecta; Thysanoptera; Thripidae
Product: PI-PLC X domain-containing protein 1-like
Exons: 7
Coding region: 240-1868 (542 amino acids)
Biological process (GO): lipid metabolic process
Molecular function (GO): phosphoric diester hydrolase activity
Source: RefSeq, a predicted model, not a curated record
CCGCAGCUCCGCUCCACACAGUCGCAGCCUGCCUCCAGCGCACGGCGCACGGCGGUCGCGGAGUCGAGUCGCGGCGCGGGGACACGGGGGUCUCUAGGGACACGGCCGCGCACCACGCACGCGUCGGGCCUCGAACCGCCAUCCGGACAUGCGAGUUACAACGCGACCACAGCCUGCGCAACGCCACAGAGACUGCCGAGGCUGAAGGACUCAGGACGGGUCGGACGAGGGAGUUCGCCAUGGGGACCACACCGGGGGCGAGAAGGCCUUGGGCUGCUCUGCUGCUGGUGGCCGUCCUGACCGUCUUGGCCGUCUCGGAGGCCCGCAGGCCGAUCAGCGCCUCCACCAAGUGCGGCACCGCGCGCGUGGCCAUCUCCGUGUCGCCCCUGCUGCGCAGCAAGGAGAUGAGGGUGCUGGAGCUGUCGUGGAGCUACGACCGCGCCCUGCCCGGCGACCGCGUGGCGCUGUACGACUACGACCCGGUGGCGAGGCGUCAGUGGGGCGACAGCCGUCGCCGCAAUGAGCCCGUCCCUGACCAGGACGCCGGCGCCGUCCCCGCCAGCCCGCACUACACCGAGUUCGACUACAACGCGCGGCCCGGCGCCGGGCCGCAAGGCCUGCCGCAGGGCGGCUGGAACGCCGGCGCGGCGCCGGGGUCGCUGCCGGGGUCGCUGUCCGGGCCGGGGACUUCCCUGUUCCCCGCCGGCUACCCCCGCGACGCGUUCAGCGGGCGCGCGCGGCGGGCGGCUGACGGCGUCCUCGAGGACCGAGUCGAGGACGGUCCCCCGCUGGCCGUGGUGUCCACGGACGGCAUGCCGAGCGGCUGGCGGGCCACCAACGUGCAGGAGAGGCACACGCCGUCCUCGCAGCUCGGCUACACGUCGCGCUGCCUCAGCUACUGGGCCGCGUACGAGCGGCCGCUGGCCGGGCCCAGCGACAACAGGAGCGACGUGCUGGCGGUGACGUGCCUGCGCACCAGGCCCACCUGGAUGGCGGACUUCCGCGCCGAGCUGGGCCGCCUGCGGCUGGUGGACCUGUUCAUCCCCGGCACGCACGACUCGGCCUCCGUGCAGGAGGACGGCCGGCAGAACAUCAUCGACAGAUACACCGUGACGCAGGACGAGAGCAUCCUCGGCCAGCUCAUCUACGGCGUUCGGUACAUCGACCUGCGCGUCGGCUUCUACUCCAGCAAGGACAAGCAGUGGUGGGCCAACCACGGCGUGGUGCGCAUGCAGCCCCUGCAAGGCGUGCUGUCGGACAUCAAGGCCUUCGUGGGCAACACCGACGAGAUCGUCAUCCUGGACGUCCAGAACUUCCCCGCAGGCUUCGGCAAGGACAACAAGGUGCACCUCAAGCUGGUGCACCUGCUGGAGACGGAGCUGGGCGAGAUGAUGGCGUACCGGGACCACGGCCAGGGCUGGGGCUCGCGCCUGGAGGACAUCUGGUCGUCGGGGCGGCGCCUCAUCGUGGCGUACGACAAGGAGGACGUGCUGCCCGCGUCGCGCAAGCUGUGGCCCGCCGUGCGCCAGUUCUGGGGCGACGCGCAGACGGCCGAGCAGCUCACGCGGUACGCGUCCACCAUCAUGUCGCAGCAGUACAUCCGGGGCUUCGCGUGGGCGCUCAUGGCCGAGCUCACGCCCAACGCGCGCCUCAUCGCGUCCAACCCCACGGGGUCGCUGCGCCGCCUGGCGCACCAGAUCAACCGCAACGUCACGUCCUGGGCCGAGGGGCCCUGGGGCGAGCUCAUCAACACCCUGGCCGUCGACUUCGUGCGCUCCACGGGGGUCGUGGAGGCCGCUAUCUGGCACAACCUGAGGCGCAGCGGCGUGGACAUCUGCGACGCCUACAGGCUGCUUGACUCCGUGUAGUGUGGACAGUGUACCGCGUCCACCUCCACCUCGCUGGAGCCUGGAACCGCAUCGUUAGUGCCGUGCCAACCAAGACGUGGCGCCAUCCUCAUCUGUGAUAUAGUGUAGUCUACUUAAGGAAAAACCACUUUUUUAAUGAAAUUAUGAAUUUUGUACACUAGAGAGUGAUGUGAGGAAACAUGGGCAAAGAAACAAAAAAAAAUCCAACAUACAUUUCAUGAGUUUAUUUAUUUGCUGAAUACAUAAGGCAACAACUAUUUGUAAAAAUCUAUUGUCAUGACCAGACAUAAAACAAAUCAAAUAAAUAAUUGGUUCAGAAAUCAA